AUGCUUGAUGUAAACGGAGUAGUGGACGUGGAGCAUCUCAAAGCACAGAACCUGAGAAUGCUUCCUACGGAUCAACACAAUCAAAUCUUGAACCAGGGCAUGAAAGCUCUGCCCAGAGACUGCCAUGAGAUGCUCCUCUCCUCCUCGGGCCAGGCCAGAGAUGGAGUGUACCUCAUCCAGCCGGGGGACGUUCCCAUCUUGGUUUUUUGCGCCAUGCAGGAAGGCGGAUGGACCGUGGUGCAGCACAUCACCAUGAACAGCAGCGUGAAUUUCGACCGCACUUGGUCUGAGUACAAGCUAGGAUUUGGGGCUGUCACAGGGGAUCACUGGCUGGGCAAUGAGUACCUCCACCAGCUGACACGUGGCCCUGGACGCUACAAACUCGGAGUAAAGCUGGUGGACAAAGACGCGGUGACGAAAACAGGAGAAUAUGAUCCAGUUUUGGUAGAAGAUGAUGCGUCAGGUUUUCGACUGAGGCUGGGUUUGUUUCAGGGGACAGCUGUGGACGCUCUAACCCUGGACACAGAGAAUUAUCUUCAUGACAACCAGAAAUUUACCACAAAAGACAAGGACAAUGACAACUACUUCCAGAACUGUGCCAAGCUGGAGUUCCAGGGUGUAGCGGGGGGCGGCUGGUGGUAUGACGCCUGUGCAGGAGCGAACCUCAACCGUAGAAAUGUGAUCUACUGGCAGAAGGAUUGCAACAAGGAGCAUCUGUGCAAGUAUGCGUGGAUGAUGGUGAAGCCCUCAGACAGCUUCAAACUGGUGCAGGGCGCGGACUGCAGGAAAGAUGAGCUCUGA
Messenger RNA from Knipowitschia caucasica, 801 nucleotides. The record is from the annotation of a GenBank genome assembly. Lineage: Eukaryota; Metazoa; Chordata; Actinopteri; Gobiiformes; Gobiidae.